AUGACAAGGCUUGUAAAAUCACGGCGCACACAUCAGAAAUCGCGUUCGGGUUGCAGCAAUUGUAAGCGGAGGCGUAUUAAGUGCGAUGAGAAAAAGCCCAUCUGCACAAAUUGCGCCAACCAUGAGGUCGAAUGUACCUUUUCUGCACGUGGAAGCUCCGAAAUAUCUUCUGCUGCAUCCGGGUCCCUAUCGCCUAGCGAGCAGCGCCCCCGAGAAAAGAAAUACCGCUUCCGAACAUCUCAAUAUACAACGGAGACCUCGGAGCGAACGGUCCAAUCACGACCUUUGAAGAUCAGAGAAGUGCGCCAUAAAGAUGUCGCUACAGAAUCUAGUACGGAAGCCAUCUCAGUGCCUGACCUUCAACUUUUCCAUCACUUCCUCGUCUCCACAAUACCCACCAUAGUUGAUGACGAGCAUGGAUGCGCUGUCUGGCAGAAUCAUGUCGCGCAAUGGGCUUUUGAGUUUCCGUCAAUCUUACAUCUAAUCCUCGCUCUCUCUUCGCUGCACAUGGGCCACGAGAAACCGGCCUUGCGGGACCAAUACCUCCAACAAGCCAACGACCACUUCACAUUCGGAGUCCAAUCCGUCACAGCAGUGCUCUCCGAACUCAAUGCAGACACAUGUCAAAAGGUCUACAUAUCCGCGGUGAUGAUCUGCUUCGCAUACUUUGGCCGAGGACCACAGCCAGGGGAGUAUCUUGUCUUCAGCGACAAUGGUCCCGCGGAAUGGCUGGUGCUCAUGCACGGCGUGAAGUUGAUUCUGGAGUCGCACCAUUCCAAGGUGUUUAGCGGGAUCUUAGAGCCUAGACCAAGCUCGGACACCACGGUCAUAAACCCAUUAAUGCAAAACGAGUUGCAAAAAAAUAUCGCGCAAGUCCAAGGACUUCACCGCCUCGUCAAUCUACAGCAUUCUUGGGACGCGGAAGACCGCGUUAUGUACAUAUCUGCCAUUGACAACCUAGAAUCCACUUUGGAAGAAGUAUACGAGAAACGCUCUCUCCAUAAACCAGCAGUGGGUUUGAUGCACAUUUUGAUAGGAUGGUUGUAUCGACUUCCUCGGGACUUCGUGGCACAGUUGGAACGGAAGGAUCCGUUAGCGCUGGUGAUACUUGCGCAUUGGGCUGGCUUGUUGAAGUAUAUGGAGUCUGUGUGGUUUAUGAAGGAGUGGGGGAAGCAUGUGCUGAAUGGGGUUUGUGCGUUCUUGCCGGCGGAUUUAUGGGGGUGGAUUGAGUGGCCGAUGGAGCGUGUGCAGGUGGAAUAA
This is a messenger RNA of Aspergillus ruber CBS 135680, 1260 nucleotides long. Its product is annotated as Zn(II)2Cys6 transcription factor. Gene Ontology annotation, molecular function: zinc ion binding; DNA-binding transcription factor activity, RNA polymerase II-specific. Gene Ontology annotation, biological process: regulation of transcription by RNA polymerase II. The coding region runs from base 1 to 1260 and encodes 419 amino acids. Lineage: Eukaryota; Fungi; Ascomycota; Eurotiomycetes; Eurotiales; Aspergillaceae. The record is from RefSeq and is a predicted model, not a curated record. The transcript has 2 exons.